AGCUGCGCUCUGGAGCGCGUGGCGAGGCGCAGGAGCAGCCGAAAAAGCCGGGGGCAGCUGUGUUAGGAGGAAUACGGCUCGGCUGCUGAGGGCUGUGUUGGGGAGGUUUCUGGCGCCCGUAAUGAAUGAAUUGUGGCAGGAGAGCGGGUAUAAAAGGAAGCGGCGGGGCUCGGGCACCUCAUUCCCAGCCCCGAGCCAGCCGCGGACCGGCUGCCUCCCCCCCCCUGGCUCGGCUUGCGGAUCCCCCGCCGGCAGCCCAGGAGAAGCAGCAUGUGGCUCUUGGAGAGGAUCCGUGGCUCGGUGGAGAACGGUGCUGCCCGGGCCAGCGACUCGGGGGAUAAGCAGUCCAAGGGCCCCCUGUACAGCAACGUGCUGACCCCCGAUAAGAUCCCGGAUUUCUUCAUCCCGCCCAAGCUCACAACGGUGCCGCCCGAAGCUGAGGGGGCAGAGGGGAAAGCCAAGCCCAACCUUGGCACCUCGGCCUCGGAGCAGAACCUGUCAGCCCGCAAGCCCCAGCGCAGCCCCCGCCUGCCGGUCAAGGCUGCCUCGGAGAGCAAGAACCUGCUGAAGGCCGCCAGCCGGCACAUCAUCCAGAUCGAGAGCGCCGACGAGUGGGCCUCGGAGGAGGACUUCAGCACCAACGCCGACCCCCAGGCCCAGACGGCCAUGUCCCUCCCCUAUGUGCCCAAGGCCCAGACUUCCUACGGCUUCGCCACCCUCAUGGAGAGCCCCCACACCCGGCGCAAGGAGUCCCUCUUCCACAGCGAGCACGGCAGCCUGUGCCAGUCGCAGGCGUCCUCGCCCAGCUCCCCGCGCAAGGGGGCGGCCGGGGGCAAGGUGAACGGGGAGAGCGCCCGCCUGACCCCCUCCGACAUCGGCAUGUCCCUGAGGAACCCCUACCGCUACUUCAGCGGCGGGGAGAGCGACACCUGCUCCUCGGCUGAGUCUUCGCCCUUCAGCUCACCGCUGCUGUCCCGCUCCGUCUCCCUGCUCAAAAUCUUCAGCCAGGACAGCCAGGCCAAGGUCAUCAAGCUCAAGCACCCGGUGGCCCGGAACAGCUCCCUCUCCACCGACGACAGCUCGGCCGACACCAGCCCCAGCUUGCAGCGGCGGGCGCGGUGCCCCACGCCCCCGGCGGGGGGCGCCCCGCCCCCGUCCCUCCUGCCUUUGGACUCGCCGGACCGCCUGCCCAGGGAGCACACCGUCCGGCUGAGCAAAGGGGGCAGCGUGCGGCUCACGGCCGAGUACGACGCCGCCAACGCCCGGCUGCGGGUGCGGGUCAUCGCGGCCGAGGAGCUGUUCGACAAGCUGUGCGACGCCCGGGCCAUCAACUGCUGCGUCUCCCUCUGCCUCAACCCAGGCAAGGUGCAGAAGCAACGCAGCACCAUCAUCAAGAACAGCCGCAGCCCCGUCUUCAACGAGGACUUCUUCUUCGACUGCCUGGGAGCCGGCAGCGUCAAGAAGAUGGCCCUCAAGGUCAAGGUGGUCAACAAGGGCAGCAGCCUCAAGCGGGACACGCUGCUGGGCGAGAGGGAGCUCCCGCUCACCUCUCUGCUGCCCUUCUUAUAAGCCCGUCUGCCACUCCCCUGCCCUGCUGGGAGGGGGUGGGCAGGGAGGCGUAGGGGGGGAUCAGAGGCCACCAUGAGGGGCGUGGGAUGCUCCCCUGGGGUAACGGCAUGUCCAUCCCAGGCUUUUUGUGUCUGUGUGUGUGUGUGUGUGGCGGAGGGACAAGACUCAUCCGACUCCCCCAGGAUGGGUCUCAUUUGCUGAUCGUUCCCUGCAUGGACGUGCCUGGAGGCGGUGGCUGCCGUGCGUCCCCUCAGGAGGCCGUGAGCGGCUGGCAAGUUGUACGUUCUUCUCCAGAGAAGCGGUGGGGAUGAGGCAUGCCGGUGGCAUCUCCGGGGCCCUGCUGAAGGCGUUGCUGGGAGGUGGGUUAUCCCUGUGCACCCCUUCUUCCCCCUCCCCUCCCCCCUGCUUGCCUGGGAGCACUUGUCAGUCGGUUUCUCAUCUCCACGCUGGGUCCCAAGACCCGGCUGCCUUUGAGUGAGCUGUGGGGGGCCCCUCGCAGGCCGUUCCUGUCAGGCUCAGGCUUGAUGUGUGGUGUGCGGGUUGGUCCAGCUGAUGCAGUGCAGCACAAAGACCCCCCCUCUGCUCUACCGAACGGGGGCAGGGGUGGAAGUGGUGGGCACAGCUGAUGGCGUGUAGAGCUGGGAGAAUGAUGCGGCAAGGCUGAAUCCCUGCUGUGUCGGGACCGGUUCUGAGGCAUGAGCAGGGCGCGGCCUUGUCAGUAAUGAGGAGAAGGGACGCUCUAGGGAACAGCCCUGCGCUGUCUGGUGGGGCGGGAAAAGAUGACCCCACUGGCCUCUUUGAUCUCUAAUUUCUCUCCUCCUUGGCUGGCUGACAGGCAGAGAGAGGGCAGGGAUUGUUGGAUAGGGCUCUGCCAAGUCUCGCAACAUUGAUCUGUCUCUUAAAGCUCCAGCUCCUGGAGUCUGGGGAUUGCAUCAGAAUUUCAGCUUGCUGGCUUGCUUUUAAAGACGUUUCUAGCCCUCGUGGUUGAAGAGUAAAGCUUGAUGACGUGACCCAGCCAUGACUCUAGUGGCUCAGAAGACCAAUAAAAUGAGCCUCCAAUUUUUCACUUAAAAAAUUCUGUUUGCCAGAGGCUGGGAAUAGGUGACAGAAUGGAUCACUUGAUGAUGACCUGUUCUGUUCAUUCCCUCUGAAGCACCUGGCAUUGGCCACUGUCGGAAGACAGGACACUGGGCUAGAUGGACCUUUGGCCUGACCCAGAGUGCCAGGCAUGAAAAUAUCACUUGGUCCCUCUGAGGUUACCGGGGCAGCUUUUAAUGCCCAAUCAAUGUGAAAAGCUCCCUCUGCGACCGCUCCGAAGUCCAUGGGGAUCUUCCCAAUGGCCUUCGGAUUAGGCUCUUGCGCUAGAGAGGCUGCUUUACCUCCCCCAGCCCCAGAGUGCGGUUUAGACAGAUCUGCCCCUGGGGGCUCUCCUUCCUCAGGGGAAGGGGCUUCUACAGCUCUGGAAGGGGCUAGCUUGGAGCAGUGGUUGCUUCCACCACAGAUGGGAGACGCUUCCCUCUGAUCCAGAAGAUUUUUGCCUCUGGCUGCUGACUUGAGGCUUCCCAGAAGUAGCUAUGGCAUCCAGAAGAUGCACUGUCCAAACCCGCCCCCCCUGCCCGCCCCCGGCACUUCCUUCAUCCCUGCGCUCUGCAGAAGCGGGUAGGGGGACAGUCUGAUCUACUUAGUUUAAAAGCUGCAACAGUAUUUAACCCCUGCCAGGCUGCCUCCACGUCGCUUAGCGGGAAUGCACCCACAGGAGAACUGUCCUUUCCUCGGCAUCAAGCCGGCUUCUCCCUUGUGGCAAGGACGCUGUGGUGUGUUAAUAACCAUUUGGGAUUAUCCAGAGCAGCAGCAAGCCACUGCAGGGAGCAGCAGGGCCAGUAACCACCACAGUGGCUCGCACAGGGAGGUGGGAGCCUGGUUCUGAGCGUUGCACAAACUGGUCUGACCACUGUCGGGAGGGGGUGGGAAAUCAAGUGUGCAAAAUCAAAGGCAACGACUGGGUCCUGGCCUGACCUCGCCUCUGAGCGCCCUAUGCAGCAGGGGCGGAGGUGCAGAAGGGGAGAACAACACACCGUGUUUGUGUGGCUCAUCCUUUUCCCUCAUGGCUUAUAACCUGCGUUGGGAGGGCAGCAACCUUCGCGCAGGAGCUGCACUUGUUAAGAUGCUGCAUGAACGGCCUCUGGGUUCGUUAGCGGCCUUAGCGCAGGCGGAUUCCUAGUGCGUAGGAGACGGCUUUGCUGGAGCAGAGACAACCAGGGUUACACCAUUAACAUCCACAGAAGAGAAGCAUGGGGGAGAAACCCACUGGUGGGGAAGGCUCACUUGGCCAUAGAUAAACCGGGACCAAGCCCUCUCUGCUUAUUAUGUGAUACACACCGAGAAUCUGGCCUGACAAACAGCCAGAGCUGUGGGAAUUCCCCCCCCCCAACCCCAUUACGAUUCUGUUUCUCUGUCGCUGCAGACCGAUUAGAAUAAUCAAGUCAGACAGUGGUCGGGGGGCGAGGGGGGAGUUGUGCAUCUCUCCAGUUUUGUCCAGGGAAAUCUGUGCAAUCUGUGACUCUGGAAGCUACUGCAGUGUUUCUCAAACACCUUUCCCCUGGGCUGGCGUGCCGGGAAAUCAGACACCGGCUCCAGACAAGGGUGCUAGUCUGGGUCCCUAGUUUCUUUAUCUUUUUUUUUUUUUUUAAAUUGGGGAGCAAACUGUUUUCUUUUGCCACCUCCUGUUGCUUCCCUCCCUUUCCCUGUGGUUCUGGAACUAGAAUUCAGCAAAACUAGGAAGGCAGAGUGAGAGUGUGUGUGUGUGUGUUUUCCCCUAGCCCAAACAACCCCUAGCCCACACAGAGACCUUUCUUAUUUGUCCUUUUAUGUGAUAUGAAUGUUGCAUCGGGUUCUCUGUGUGUGGUGGUUGGGUUUUUUUUUGUGUGUGUGUGUGUGUGUGGGGGGGGGGGAUUGUAUGAGCCAAUAUCCCCACCACCCUCCUCACACACGCGUGCACAGGUGGGCACAUGCAUGUGCAUGCACACAUGCUGAUCAUUGUUCCUUUCUCUUUUCUUCUUUUUUUUUUUUAUUAACCUUCCUUGGCUGCGUUCGAUGUUACUUUCCGAUACUACGCAGCAGAUGGCAGCUGCAGAAAUUUCAGUGUAAGCUAUUUAUAUUCCAAGCUGAUCGUUCCCACUGUAUUUUAUUUCUGUAUGUAAAUAUGAGUUUGGAUCUACCCAAGGCAUGGUUUUGAAUAGUUCAAUAUUUGCAUGUCUUUCCCUCCCCGCCCACCCCCCGUUAUAUUGAUAUGAUGGUUACUGAUUUUUCAAGCUUGUGAUUUUUUUUUUUUUUUAAACAAAACCGAGGAAUAAAACAAAGACGCCCUUGCCAAAAAACUAAAACCCAACCCCAGCCUUGAGACCUUUAGGGGGUUAAUUUGCGCAGCUGCUGCCUCUUGUGAUCCAUUUCAGAAAGAGCUAAGCACAGUAGGGGCUUGAUGCUCCUAGAAAUCAAUGAGAAAAUUCCCAUUGACUUCAGUAACGCAGGAUCACCCCAUGCAGGCCGCCUCCCCUCCUUUUGGAUGAUUUGUUGCAAGUCUCCCUCUUUUAGUAGAUGUCCCCGUCUGUCUGUGGGACACUGGUGGUGCCUGGGGGCACUGGGGGCAUGCAAAGCAGGACGUUGAGCUGGGACUGUGAACUGCUUCUAAGCUUGUGGAGGGAAUAGAGGAAGGCUGGAUUCUGAUGCUUUACUUCGGUAAAGCUUCCGUUGGGGCUGAUUGCUGGAGCCCUUACUUAGGCAGAGGUUACAAUGAAGUCCGUGGGAGCUUUGCCCAUGUGCAAACUUCAGGGUUUGGCCCAGUGGGACAGCUACUCAAGAGAACCCAGGUCUAGUGCUCUGUUCCGAGCUCUACCACGGAUCUGCUGAGUGGCCAGGGGCCAGUCACUUCCCUGCUUUGUGCCUCGGUUUCCCUGUCGGUACAAUGUGAAGCACUUCGAGAGGUAUGGACGAAAGCAUCAUUUAAGAGGCAUUAUUACUUAACUUGCAUGAGUAAGUGCACUUCAGGAUCAGGCCCUUUGUAAGGACUGGCCCAUCUAAUUCGGUGAAUGCAGGACGGUGUCCUUAUCUGGGGGAGACUAUCCUAGCCCCUCUUUGAUAACUGCUGUGCAGGGCCCAAUCCAAACUCCAUUCACAUCAGUGGGAAGAUUCCCGUUCAUUGCAGUGCGCGAGGACAGGGUGAACUGUGAUGCACCUAGGGUAGGGUUGCUGGGGGGUCCGUUGUGGGUCAUCUCAUGAGAAGGUUCUUGGUUUCCAGCUAGCGUCUUAAAGGCACAAAAGUGUGUGUGUGUGUGUUUGGGGGUGGGGGAGGGGAGAAAUUACCUCUCCAUAAAACUAAAUCUGCCACAUUAUUGAGAGCAGUGCGUGACUCCACUAAUCCCCAGCCCAGUUUAACAGCAGAUCGCAGAAUCCCUGGCAUCAGAGUGAACAGAUCCAGAGGGUCAGCCAACGCUUGCCAUGGCCAGCGUAACUCACUGCUCAGCCACUCCAGCCUUUAAGUGAGAGUAAUGCCUAGUAAUCAAAUGCUAAUUAAUUCAUUUACAGACUAAUGCACUGACUUUAUUGAUGCGCGUUCUCUUUACUUAGAAUAAUUUUUAAUGAGGGUGGCUAGGAGACUUCCUGGCAUAUUUAUUCAUUUUUCAAAUAAUUUGCAACAAACACAAAUCAUUUAACAAGUCAUUGGUUUUUUGCUUUGUAAUAGGAUUCAGAAAUCACCCCACCCCCACCCCGAGCACAGCCAUGUGCAUUCCCCUUUGGAGCAGUCUGCAAAACUCUUGGGGAUAUUGAUAGGAAUUAGAAGGGAGGCUGCAUAUCAAGAGCUUUUGAGUCAGACAGGGAGUUGGUGAAUUGCUGAAUAUUCAGGUUCAAUUAAACCUGCAGGCUACCGGAAAGCUGCCUUUUGUUGGCCCCAUUGGACCACUAACUUUCAAACUGACGUGCUGACCCGGUUAGGAGUCGGGCCACUCGAGCAGGUUUGGGUUGAAACACAGAAGAACGGACCCAUGAUUGGAGCUUGGCAUCCAGCUGCUGCUGCAGAGAAGUAAUCUGCCGCUUCCAAAGGAAUGAGACCUGUGGGCUUUGGGUAGCGCUGGCUCUGGGUCUCUCUUCCUUAAUGGGGCUGAAGGAGGGGAGUGCUAGGAGAUCGGGUUGCUUAUAAUUCAUUGUCUGGAGGUUGUGCGCACCUAUGUGUUGGCUUGCCAUUUCAGUUCAGCUUUUAGAAGUGUGGCAUCUUCCAAAGGGAGCUGGUGUUUCGUGAGUUAGGAGCAUCCUUUGUUCAUAGACCACCAUCUAAUGCGUCCCUGUGCAGGACGCAAUGGGGAUGGGAUGGAAUGGGACCAUCUAGGCCAUGUGUAGUGCGAGAACCAUGCUGGGACUGAUCUGCAAGGCUGGGGAUGCUAAUAUUAGUCAUAGAGUGUAAGUGAGCCAGUGGGAAAUCUGCAGGGUUGGGCCCGCACUCUCUAUAUGAUACCCAUGAAGGAAGCAUGGGCAGCUCCCUGAUGGAAAUUAAGAUCUAUCUCCACUCUUAGUUCCUGAAGGAAUUCUCCCAAGGGGCUGUCCAUAAACUACAUAGCGCGGUUGGUGAUUUUCAAGACGUGUCCCUUGUAACUCUGAAACAAACAUGCAAACUGAAGAACCCGCUCACCCCACCAUGUGUUGCAUAGUUUAGGGACAGCCCCCAGUGAAAGAAGCACAUGGGUGCAGGGCAAUUUCUCAUGGGGAUCCAUUGCAGGUGGCUGGGGAGAGGUUUGGGUCAAAUUCCAUCAGACUCCUGUGCAAAUCAUUCUCCUCCCCCUGGCAGCAGGAUGAGUAGAAUCUCAGUCACUGAGAUGAAGCUUGCCUCAGUUUGUUUUUUCAGGGGUGGAGGGAGGUGAGUUUCUAAGGUGGCAGUGGGGGACAGUUGAGUCUCCUUCCUGCUCAGGAGCCUGGUUCAUGGGAAGGUAUGACCUGGUCCAGGUGAAAUUACACCAUGGAAACCUCCCAUUAUUGGUAUUAAUGGAGACGCUUUAUCCCGGGUGAAGCCUGCUAGCAUCUCUCAGAGGUGGCGCCAUCUGUGAGGGGCUCUGAUUGGCUACACCGUGGAACGACACUCGGCUCUGGAAGGGUCAGCAAGAUGCUUUUCUUUCAAUGGGCCUGCUCUGCCCAGGACUUGUGGACACUGAGCAGGAACCAGGCCCCAAGAGACUGGAGGGGAAAUUGCGCUGGGAGUCUUUUCCUGUUCUGUUCCUUUUGCAGGAAGACCAGGCCUACCUACUGGUGCUGCUGGCCUUGGAAGAGAUAGUGAGUGGAUUGUCUUCCCCUCUGACCCCAGCAUGUGGCCAAUGGUCACUUGCAUCACAGGGCCAACUUGUGCUCCUGGUUAUGCUAGCUGAAUGGGCUUGAUCUAAUUCCCCCUGAAGCCAGCAGUAGUUAGCUCUGGGGGGUGGAGAAGAGAGUCUGGUCUCUGGAGUCUGAGGCUGUCUCCGAAUACGAUCCCGGUGAGUCCAAGCCAGUGGACGUUGACGUCAAUGGAAAGAUGUCCCCUGACCUCAGGAUCAGGCCCCAGGAGAGAUGGUGCGAAGAAGUUUUAGGGGUAACCCAAGUAAAAUGCGUCACCGAGGAGGGCAGGUUUCGUCCCUCUCCCCACCAGGCUAAUUAGGAAGCAAGCAGGGUUGGUAGAACACCCUGAUUGUGGGAGGGCAUUAAUUAGUGCUCACGCCUUUGCCCGUGGUGCUUUUAGUGAGCAGGCAAUUAGCAAUGGACUGGUGGGUGUAGGCCAUGAAGAAGUGGCUUUUUAUAAAGGUGUCUGUCUGUUCUGAGCUGGUCACUGCCCCAUUUAGAUUUGAACACGAUGCACCAAGGGUUUGCACCGUGUGUGUUUUUUUUUUUUUAUUACUCAGCAUCUGGAGAUUUAUUAAACCUGAAGCUUGGAAGACCAAUAUCCCCUUCUGCCCACAGCCACAAAGAACAAUGACCAGUGCCCUACUCUGAGGGAUCCCUUCCCUUCCCAUCAGGUGUCUGGGUUUGGCUAUAGGCCCGGACUGUAACCUCCCGCUCUGGGAGGGGUGGUGUGAUUGCAGCUCGUGUGGACACCCACAAGUUACCUUCACCCUGCCUAACUUGGGUCCUGGAGCAGGGAGGCCGCAGUAGCACAGACUGGACCCUGCUGGGACCCCAGGUAACUGCUCGCAGGGCCACCCUAUGCUGAAGCACACGCCGCUGUGGUGUUCCAGCCAGGGAGGUUAACGCCGAGAUACAUCUACUGAGCCCCAGCCCUACCCCGGGACAUCCCCUCCCCUUCGUGAGGGGCACGGAUGGGAGGGAUCAGGCGAGGAUGCUUCUCCAAACAUAGCACAGCUUCCUUGGGCGGGGUGGUGGGGCGUGAACCGGAGCCCCCUGAAAUCAGUGAAAGGCGCCUAGUGACUCAAUAGGCUAUGGACCGGGUCUGUGGGAGAACGCAUCCUUGUGCCAUUUCCAGCACUUUCUGGUUCCAUGCAUGAGGCAUCAGAGCUGGGGGAGCACAGAAAAUUUUCUGUGUGUGUGCACGCCCGUGCCCCUUUUCCCAGCAGAAUUCAGCCAAAUGGCAAUUUUGCAACUGAAAAUGUGACCCUGGGGUUUUGACAGUGCCUUUCAUUCUGGACGGGUUUCAGGCAGGGAAAUGGGCUCAGUUCCCCUGCUUCCUGGGUGGAGAAAUAACCUGGGGCAGUUUAGCUGAAAGGGAGAGAUUAUGACACAGUGCCCCAAGCUUCGAAUGUUGUCAUUUCAUUCUCUGGCGCCUACAGCAGGGCUGCACAGAGGUGUAUGGGGACACGGGGAAAAAUCUGAAACAGAGGUGCCCAAAAUUACUACUGUGUAUGUGUGGAAGGGGGGCAGGCGGAGAGAGUUGAGAGAAUAAGCCUACCCUGCAGAGGCAGAUCCUGGUGCCCCAGGGCUGGGUCUGCCUCCUUGCUUUGGACAUUGUGACUUGGGGUUCCAGUGCUUCUGCCAUUGUACUCAGCAUCACGUUCUGCUCAGUGGUUAGGUCACUAGCCUAAGGCAAAGUGAAUUUAAGUCCCUCCUUUGACACAGAUUCUCUGCAUGACCUUGGCCAAGUCACUUAACCUCAUUGUUCCUCAGUUACAGGAGCAGAAUAGUAGGGCUGGUGAGGAUAAAUACAUGAAAAGUUCAGAGAUGCUCAAGUACUAUAUAAUGGGGGCUGGGGAAGAUGAGAGGAUUGUUAGUGAACAUGGUGCUGAAAAUGGGGUGUCCUGUGUUUUGGGGCUCCCCAUUAGAGCUAGCCAGAACAUUUUCUAUUAAAGCGUUUUUCGUCAGAAUUUGCUGUUUCAAAGCCAAGGUGUUUUGUAGACUAGUAGCAAUUUUGACAUGGCUUUUCUGAGCUGCAGGGUGGACUCGCCAGUCACUUUCAGAAAAGCGGGAGACAGACACCCAAAUUAAAAACCUGACCUUCUCAGUUUCAAAGCGGACACUUUGACAACUUCGUUUGGUGAGAACAUUCCAAGGGGUUUGGGUUUUGUUCCAAUGCUGAACAAAACCAAAUGUCAAAACCGCAUGAAAUGGAGUUGUCAGUCUCCGGCUAGCUCUCCUCCCAAUGCUGCCGACACCCAGGUCGCUGAGCUGCUCUUAGCAAAUGGAAAUUUUAGAAAAAACAUUCCUAGGCUUGACAGGGUCCAAAAUGUGAAUGCUUCAGCCACAGCUAACAAGGACAACCAUUUUGUGACAUGUUUCAGGAGCUGGAAAGGCAGCAGUGCCCAGAGCAUGCAAGUUAGCCAGCUCUUUGGAAACUGCCAAACAAUUUCGUUUGAGUUUUUUGGAGCAAAGAUUCAGGUCUGUUUUGCCUUUGAUCACAGCUGGGUUGCCUGUUUUCCAUGUGUGUGAAACUGUACAAACUGCUGCUCUGCAUCCCCAUUCACAACCUCAUUCAGGAGGGUUUUAUAGCUCACUCUGGUAUGUUUACUCACCAUGAAACCUACCAGAGUAGGGGUUUGAUCUUGCCAGGUGCAGGGAGUGGGGCAGGCUGGGAAUUUUUGUUCUGUCAAAACUGUUCACAGGAAAGAUACCGUUUCAACAAUUCUCCCAAUGAUUUUCUUUGGGGAAACUUUUUUGAAAUUGGUGAAAUGGGUCAGUUCAACGUUUUCUAAAUGAAAGUUUCCACUCUUUUUUUGGUUCAAAGCAAUUUUUUUGUUUCAAAAUUUAAGGUAGAGUAAAGUAAAAAAUUUAAAAAAGGACAAUCAAAACAAUGUUUGUUAGACCUGAUCUAUUUCCCCACUGAUUGUUUGCAAAAAUUUUAGAUUGACUUUUUGUCCUGAUUUGGGAUGGGAUUUUUUUUUAAAUCCGAUUUGCCCAGGACAAGAAAACUGUCUCUCACUCACCUCCAGGACAGAGGGGCUUCAGCUUCUGCUCAAGUCAAUGGGAGCAGUGCGCGCCCCAAAACUCAUUUGUCCUCUGCACCUUGCAGAACUGAGCUGUACGUGAAAGUCCUUCUAGGAAGUCAGUAAAAGAUCUGUAGAGUAAGUCAUUCAAAGGUGCACCUUUCAGCUGGUUCUUUUAAUUGCACCUACUGAAACUAACCCCACACUUGAGCUACGGCACUGAAAUUUGCAAGCUUGGCCUGAGGACCUGGGGGAAGAAAGUAAAUACCAGCCCCAAAGAACUGAAACUCCCAGGUAUCAUGUAGGGCUGGGAAGGGGAACAGACAUGCAAAGGCCUUUGCAUUUGCAUGGAUUUGUUGAAAAACCUGCCUGCAAUAUGGACCAUGUGAAUACUUGGCCCCAAUGUUACAAGUGGGCAGAGGAAAAAAAACAUAGGCUUUACAUCUAAACGAUUCACCUUUUAAAAUGCCCCCACUGUUUUCCUCUGUCCCUCCGAGGGCUGUUAAUUCCCACUGCGGAGCCGUGUCCCCGGAUCCCUCCUCUUUAGAUCAAGACAACGGCUGAGCUGUUCCGUUUCGGGAAGCAGCAAGUGGCGUCUGCCGACAAAGCAGCCAGGCAUGGCUUGGCAGGAGCCUGGCAGCGGGGCCGUCGCGGGGCUGAUCUCCAAGCAACGGCUCGCCAUGGGACAUUAUUUUUAAUUGCUCCCUUCGCUCCGUGUUGUGACACUUGAAUCAUGUACUGAUUCACCUCGUGCAGCGUCCCAAGCUGUUUGCAAGGGCUGCAGCAAGACCUGCAGGCAGUCUUCGCCUUGCAGUGGAAGUAGGAGGAUUUCAGGCUUUGGUCGGGGCCUGCUGGGAGCUUCUGGCUCUUCCAAUUUGGGCGCUGGUGCAUCUGCUACGCUACAGCCAUGGAGGCUCUCUCUUGCUGCUGUCUUGGUCGUGGCUUCUGAAAUGCUUCCAAACUUGGGGCCCUUCCUGCCCCUUUAUGCCCCUCCUGUGUCAAGGAAACUGUCUACCCCUGCACUGCCAGGCCCCUCCUGCUCUCAGCAAUGGUGUUUUAGGUGCUUGCUCUGUAGAUCUUCCCAGUUGGGCCUUUUUGACCCCAUCUGGUUGGGAACUUUUUGUCAGUGGCUUUUCAUUGAAACACGUUUGAUUCUCCCUGGGAAAGGGUCAUUUUUAGACAAAUUUCCUCAACUUGGGACCAAGUUUAGAAGUUGUCAAAAGGUCCCCUUUCUACAUUUGUUGAAGGGAAAAAAUUCUGUUUUUUCUGGUUUGAAACCAGUUUUGGUUUUGAAAUUUAAGCUAGUAAAUUUAAAAAAAAAAUUGUUUCAAUUAACCCCGAUUGACUUUUCCCCCCCACACCCCAGAUUUUCAGUUCAUGUUUGAGAUUUUGACUUUGUCCCAAUUUGGAACUGGAAUUUUUUUUUUUUUUUUAAUUGUGAACAUUUUCAUGCGAUGGGAAACCAGUCUCCAGUCAGCUCUGCUUUUGACUUUCUGGUCUCAGUAGCUCCAGCACUUACCCUGGGUCCCUGGCAGCCCCCUCAAAGCAUUUUAAAUCACCCAGGGGUUUAAACGCACAGAUAACGCUUCCCAUUUGCCACCACCAAAAACCGUCUCCAGGCCCCAGCUCUCCCUUGGGGAGCUCCACGGGCAUGGCCGAGGGCAUGUGGUACAAGACAUGCUGGAAAGCCUUAGAGGCACUUUUUGCCCCCUGUGCUUGGUAUAUUAAUGCAGCACUGAAGGGACUCAAUAUAGCCCCGCUCUGAGCCUCCUUCACUAGGGAUGUGGCUGGCUGUUCAGGCCCAUCUCUGGCUCUAGCAUUAAACCUGCAUGUCCCAACUCUUGAUACAUUUCAUCUAGAUUGUUUUAUGUUGGAUGAAAUUCACCCCCCCGGACAGGGUCUAACUAAGAUACUUUUCAGCCCACCCCCCCUAUAUCUGAGCAGAACACUCCUGGGAGGUAGGGCAGGGCAGGGCUACUAUUCCCAUUGUACAGAUGGGAAACUGAGGCACAGAUGAAGUGACUUGCCCAAGGUCAUACAGGAAUUCUGUAGCACAGCAAGGAUUAGAAACUUGCUCACCCUCUCCAAAGGGAUCCGUGCACCACUUAGGUCCCACUAAAGCCCAUUUUAAAGACCUAAAAUGGUACCUAGGGGGUUGUGCUAGACCGCUCUACACAGGGAUGAAUUUCACCACCCGAGAAGAAUGGCUACAGACAGCCAAUGUCUAGUCUGCCUCCUGUGUUUGAUUCACUAAUUCUGUUCCCUCUUGUAGGCGUUUCUGAAGCUUUCACCCUCCAAAAAAGCUGGGUCUGGGGUUCUCUUUUGUACAGGCUUUAUUGUUGCACAAGGGACCAACACCCCCCCUCACCCACUCCAAAUCAUCUUGGAGGCCUGAGAAAUGCAGUCGAAAUACGUAGUUCUUAAGGGUCUAGUGAAGUCUCUAGGAGUUAUUUCUAGAAGUGGGGGGUUAGAUUUUUACCUAAAUGUUUCCCCCCCCCCCCCAAAGGAAAAACACCUUAUUGAUCAAAACGAAAAGUGUUAACAGCAGCCAUGGAAGCCGAUUAGCCUUUCCAUUUUGGGUUUUAAAAAAAAAAAAAAAAGUCAAAACAUUGCAGUUGAUUUUCAAAAUCUGAAAAUUAAACCUUUAAACAAACAAUGGCUUCCAGACCCCAAACGUUGUCAGUAUUCCUUCCCCCAUCCCCAGAUCAAACAUUUUUGCAGGAAA
Molecule: messenger RNA, 13677 nt
Organism: Chelonia mydas (Green sea turtle)
Lineage: Eukaryota; Metazoa; Chordata; Testudines; Cheloniidae
Gene: C2CD4C
Product: C2 calcium dependent domain containing 4C
Exons: 2
Coding region: 271-1569 (432 amino acids)
Source: RefSeq, a predicted model, not a curated record